AUAGUAAUUUGAACCAGCAGUGUAUGGUCAAUUACAACGAAUAGAUAGUGUGAUCAACAGAGGUAGCAAAUGGAAGCCACAACAGUAAGGAGCUUCAUCGGUUUCACUCUUACUCCUUCUCUUCAACCGAGAAGAAGCUUUCAUACAACACUGGCUAAAAAGAAAGAUGUUCAAGACAACACUAACGAGUCUCAACCUUUUUUACCAUUGAGGAUUUCAAACUCAAAUCUUGCUCGUGCUGCCAUUGGAGUGUUUGGAUUAGGGUUCAUUGAUGCAGGGUAUAGCGGAGACUGGUCGAGGAUUGGAGUAAUUACACCUCAGAAUGAGGAAAUUCUAAGGCUUGCAGCUUUUCUAGUCGUUCCCAUUUGUGUCCUUUUCAUUUUUAGGGUUCCCAAAGAACUAGAUUAUUGAGCUUUUCAAAUACUAUAUGUAAAACAAAAACUGUGAGUUUUAAUUGUCAAUAGUUAUAUUUAUAUUCUUUAUCCUGUUCUCAUCAGUAUUAAAAAUUCAAUUGGUUGCGAAUUUACAUGAACCCAUGUAAAGAAAAUCAGCAAAAGUUUGAAAGAUGAAGCUCUUAUUUACCUGUUUUAUUCUGUG
Messenger RNA from Vicia villosa (hairy vetch), 597 nucleotides. RefSeq lists its product as uncharacterized. The transcript is spliced from 2 exons. The record is from RefSeq and is a predicted model, not a curated record. NCBI's taxonomy places the organism in Eukaryota, Viridiplantae, Streptophyta, Magnoliopsida, Fabales, Fabaceae. Bases 70 to 411 code for a protein of 113 amino acids.